Aureobasidium subglaciale EXF-2481 is the source of this 1006-nucleotide messenger RNA. RefSeq lists its product as uncharacterized. The transcript is spliced from 3 exons. The record is from RefSeq and is a predicted model, not a curated record. NCBI's taxonomy places the organism in Eukaryota, Fungi, Ascomycota, Dothideomycetes, Dothideales, Saccotheciaceae. Bases 221 to 952 code for a protein of 243 amino acids.
CAAGUGUUUCGCAUCAAGGGGACUGCAGACCAGAGUGAAGCCCAGCCCGAGCAGACUCCAGAAUCUUGAACGCAUAAUCAUCCCCACCUCUGUUGGCGACUUCUGGCGACUUUGACGAACACGCAUUUUCACAUGCAUUUUGCCAAGCACAGCUUAGUCAGGGUCUGCAAUAACUAACAACAACCCGUGUGGCCCGACUCUUGUUGAUCGCCAUUCGAUCAUGUCUGACGCCGACAAACAAUAUUCUCAGAACUUCACGCGGACGACCGAAAACUUGGGCAGCCCUUCAGUAGAUCAUUCAAAUGACGCUCAGGGCCUCAACGCCAACCAGGCACUAAACACCGACGAGCUAUUCGAUGAUCCCACCUAUCCUGACGCCGCACCCGAUGAACUUCUCCCACCUCCCGAUUUUCGCCCAUUCUUUACUCUGAUCGAGGACCCCGACACCGGCGAACACCAUCAUCCAUCAGUACACUACAUCUUCUCAGAUGACAAUCCUGACGUUGUCACCUCCACCAUCGUGGAAGGAAUAGAUCGAGAGCUCGCUAAUGCACCGCUGGAGAAACGACCAACGAACAAACGCGAGCGCAUGAUCCUGCUUGACAUAGCACCUGAUGGGAAGACCGUAAACGAAGCUCAAAGCCUCAGUCCACACUGGCAGAUUCUCAAGACAACGGUCGGCCAGGCACCGUCAUGGGCGGACGAAGUGUCAAGAAAGGACAUACCGGGUCUCAUGUUGAACAUCCAGGGCAUGGAAAGCCACAAGCUCAAAUUACAGUCAGAUCGCCCUAAGGGUCCGCAAGAAGACAUUAUGGCCCGUGUUGAGGCUAUGAUCGGUGGCUACAGCGAUUGCUUGUCUACUUUGGAAGGUCUCGUCAAGAGAGAUGUUCUAAAGGAUGAAGAAGGCGCACCAGUGGUAACGACAGAUGUUGCUGCCACCCAUGACGACUGAGGAAUGAUGUGAUGAAUGAUGGCAAUGGCUUAUGAUAUCAAAUUCUUGAUCCUC